AAUUGGCCACGGCCCAGGUGAUAAGUUUAGGGUUUGAUGUUACGCAAAUUGAUCCAUCUCCACCUUAGGGUUCCGGUACACCGUAGAGGGCGGAGGAGAAGCCGGCAAAUCACGGGACGAUUUCUUCACGUAAUAACGGGAACGAGACACAAGACAUGGAUGAAGAUCAAGGACACCUUGAGUCGAGAUAAUUUUUCUUUGAAUACGUUGGCCAACGAAAUAAAUAGGUGUAUUGGGCCCAUGGUAAACAAGCUUGAAGAUCUGGGCACUCGCUUAAAACAUAUCGAGGCGGAGUUGAAUAAAUAUGCACCAACACAAGAUAAUGUGGUUGAGAUUCCUGCAGAGGAUAAGCCAUCUCCUUACGACCCAAACAUAUGUCUACCAACAUUCCCUGACAAGUUUAAUCUUGAUGUCUUUUGCAAUUGGGUUAAGGAGAUAGAAUUCUAUUUGGAGUAUUAUUGUGUUGCACGGCCAGUACAAGUAGAACUUGUAGUCAGCACAUUGCCACAGGAAGGAGAGGCUUUCAAAUGGUGGCAAGAUAUUCAAAAGCUAAACGAGAAAGUCUAUAAAAAUGAUCCCAUUACGUGGCCAGAGAUGAAGAUGCUGUUUAUGGAUAAAUUCAUUUCUCCAUAGAUUGUUUGAUAGCCAACCAAAAAUCCAAAAUUAGAAUUUAUUGCAUGUAUUGGAAUUUAAGGAAGUAUCGGAUCUACUAGGAAUAUUUUUAUUCUUUUAGAAGAUUUAAACAAAAAAGGUUAUUUCCAUAAACACCCUAUAUUU
Lactuca saligna is the source of this 777-nucleotide messenger RNA. Lineage: Eukaryota; Viridiplantae; Streptophyta; Magnoliopsida; Asterales; Asteraceae. The record is from the annotation of a GenBank genome assembly.